Messenger RNA from Trifolium pratense (red clover), 4400 nucleotides. RefSeq lists its product as uncharacterized. The transcript is spliced from 5 exons. The coding region runs from base 3259 to 3942 and encodes 227 amino acids. NCBI's taxonomy places the organism in Eukaryota, Viridiplantae, Streptophyta, Magnoliopsida, Fabales, Fabaceae. The record is from RefSeq and is a predicted model, not a curated record.
AGUGAACAACAUAUCUUAUCAUCUCAGCAAAGUAUAAGCUGUGUUUUGCUAUGUAUUAUGCUUAAAUAUGUAAGAAACAUGUAGUAUUGUAUUGAAGCAUUCAUAAACUCAAAACUGUCUUCUCUCCCAUUUUUUCUACUCUAUUUUUCUGGUUUUAUUCUAUUUGAUGGUUUAUGCAAACAAUUGGCUGGUCACAUGGCAUGAUGUCAUCAUGAUGUAAUGCAAUGAUCAAUUUCCUGGUUUAUGCAAACAAUGGGUUGUUUGCUGGUUUAUGCAAACAGUGAGUUUGACAUCAGAUAAAUGAAACCUAAAUACACAUUAGGAGCUGCUGCCUCUCUUCUUCAUAUUUGGGGAAUUUGACAGAAAAAAAAUACAGAACAUGGAAAGUGAAAAAACGAGAGAGAGAGAGAGAGAGGGAGAGAGAGAGAGAGAAAGAGAGAGAGAUUGGCAGAGGAGGGAGUUGCUAGCAGUGGUGCUCCGGCCGGAGAUGGCGGUGGCGGAAAUCUCUCCUUUUCCUCUUCAAUCCAACUUCUUCAAUCACCGUUCGCCAUUAUCGACGGUCCUAAAAGCUCCGCCGCCGGCAAUCCAGAUGAGAUCGUGAAACUGCUUCCAUUUUUGUUCGGACAACUUUCUGCUUCUUUGGUUCCUGCAGAUUCAAGCAAAUCGCUUCCUCAUCGGAAGUUGAAGAUUGGCGUUGUUCUUUCCGGUGAUCAAGCUCCUGGAGGUCACAAUGUCAUAUCUGGAAUUUACGGUAAUGUGCAAUAAUGUUGAAUUUUCAAUUUUAUACCAAAUCAAUCAAAUAAUUAUUCCUUAAAUUAAUUGUAGUCCAUACACUUUGAUGCUCAUCUCAUGGGGCUGUGCAACUACACUUUAGGGAAUGAAGAGUUAGAAAGGAAAAUAAGAGUGAGAAUUUUGGUUGCCAGGGGUGAACCUAUAUCAUAUUGAACAUAUAUCAUAUUGUAUAAUUUUCCUUAUGUUACCUCUUUACUUCUUAUGCAACACUUAGAUCACUUAGAUGCAUGUAGAUCCUUUUAAUUUUGUUGUCCUUGGUGACAUCAUUUUUCUGGAUAUACUUAUAAUUUGUUUAACUUUGCUAUGCAUUCCAAGUGGUUUAUGUUGAUGUAAAAGGGAAAGCUACAAAUUCUAGCUUAAGAGGGAGAACAAGUAUGACAGUUGGUGCUUCUAUGGUAUACCAGCCUGAGCUAAAGAAGGAUAAAAGAAAAGGAAAACCACCUGCUCAUCCCAAAGUAUGCUUUUGUUACCUUGCAUUUUACUACUUAUCAAUAAUUUGUGUUCUGCAUAUGUUUCUCCAAUUAAUAAUCCCUUUUCUAGGUUUCAUUUAUUAUAACUUCCUUUUAAUCUAUUAGAAUUUCUUUGUAAGGUUUCUCCUCUUAUGUGUUAUGCUUGAGAUAUUUGGUUCUACAAAUCUAUGUUCAUUCCGGUUUCUGUCAUGUCUGCAAUGGGAGAAGAACAAAUAUGUCCUGAAGGACAUUGGUCCUAUAAAUUAAAAUGGUGCUCUGGCAGUGGCUAUGGGUGAUGAUAGCAUUUAUUUUGUUCUUAAUGUGCUUACAGGUAGUAAUUUGUCAUAUGCAUGUGUGCACAAUAACCUUGACAAGACGGAACUGCCUUGAGCUUGAAACUCAUGAAGCUUGAGCUUGAAACUCAUGCAGAGGAUGAAUUUGUUAUAAGUGGCUCUUAUAUCUUAAUGUUUUUGUUGAGUUUAAAAAAAAAAUUAUGUCUUAGUUAUACAUUCAACAAUUGCAAUGAUGAAUUUUUUCCAAGGACGUGGCAUUUCCUUUGCCCUUGAACUACAAUAAAAAAUGUUACAAAUGAACUUUUUGGAAGAUAGAUGUCUAAUUUGUCUCUUUUAGAUUCAAUUGUUAUAUUAUAUUCACUAAGGUAUGUUGUACGAAAAAUGCCUGGUAGUAUAUUAUAUCAUUUUCAAGUUUAAUGGUUGUUGUCACAUUACAUACAAGACCUAUUUGUUAGUUGCUGAAAACUGGCUGUAUAAGCAAUUUGAGCCUACUGAUUAUGAUGUGAUCAGUCCAGUUUUAGAUGAACCAUAAACAUUUUUUGUUUUCAUAAAUUUAUCUUUUGAAAAUUUCCUCCCUUGCUCAAUUCUGCUAUGACCGUAUACUUGCCUGAAGAAAAUGAAAAACACUUACUUUAUAGUCCUCUUUGGUCUAUCCUUCAUGGUUGCUUGCUUAUCCAUUAUUGUUGUGAUAUGGCAGUGUAUUGUGGAGUGACUUAUUACACUCCUUAUCAUUCUCCUAUGUAUGAUGGAUUUUUAGUUUUCAUUGUUUCAAAACUCUCAUUGUGCAAAUUGAUACUUCUAAAAAAUUCUUUCACUUAGGGAGGAAAGUUGGAUAAUAUUCAUGUGUAACCAACCUACUUUGAAAAGUAUUAUGAUGCUUAGAGAAACUUCCAGAGAAAGUAUAUGUGAAGUUUAUAAGUUUUGGUGUUAUAUAUUUUGCAUUCCAAAUUUUGUAUAAUUUACUUUUGCUUUAAUUUUUCAUGCAAUCGUUGUCUUCUUUCUGAUCACUCGGCUUCUUAUGCUUUCAAUGAGUCUUCAAAUUUUCAUGCAAUCAUUGUCAUUUUUUGUAAGUGGUGAAAACUCGCGACCACAAUCUUUUUGAUGCGAAGAGGUUAAUAUUUUGCGAUUUUAUUUCUGUUAAUUUAGAUUUAACAAGAAAGUAUGUGCUACACAACUGAUAUUCUUUAAAUCUAAUAUUUGUUUCUGUUUUGUUUUUGCUUGGACCUAAUUUUUUAUUUUUUGAUAGUCCAUUAUCGAAUGUAAAAUAGCCACCUUGGUACCUAAUCCUUUGCUUUACUUUUGUUGUAAAUACCUUUUAGAGAGGAUGAGAGAGUAUUGAUAUUUCUUAUGUGGUGUAGUGUAUUGUUUCUUAUAGUUUUGAAAGUUGCAAUGCAUAUCCUGACUCAAGUUACUUUUUUUGUUAUUGUAAGGUUUGAUAUGAUCUUCCUUAAUCCCCAUGCUUCUUAUAACAAGAAGUGUGACUAUUGGUAAAGAAUAUCUUUGUUUUCACUCAAUUAGUUUUUUUUUUUGUCAGUUCAAUUGAAAUAAUAGAUUGACAACUUUGCUAUCAAAAUUAUUGAUUCCAAUUUCCUUUCUAUUAUUCCUCUUUCAAAUUUUAAAAGACCGGUCACAAGUUAUGUAAUUGUUGGGGUAAGGGGGGGGUUGGUUGAUCGGUUUUGUUUAGUUUGGCUUUCGAAGGUUCACAUUGCAAUAGGUUUGAGAUUAUGAUUCUUUGUUAUUUUUUCAAAAACAAUUGUUGUGUCCUUAUUCUUGCUUUAAACUUUUUUUAUUGUAUAGAUAUGAACCAUCGCUACGACAAGAUUAAUUCUGAUAUUCGUCCUUACUCCAUGAUGACAAGAACAGGGUAUAUGGAGUACAAUCCCAUGAAGAAUCGAGGAAAACUACCGGAAAUAUAUGCAAGCGUCAUUGGUCAGUACAUUGGUGAUACAGUUCUUUUACAGGACAUUAACGAAAAUCAAAUCCAAGUAGCUGUAUUCAAAAAGAACAAUUCACAGAUUUAUUUCACUCAUGGCUGGUCUCGAUUGAAAGAUUUCUAUAACAUCAAUGCCGGCGCUUGGAUUACUCUUUUGUUCAUCAGUCCUUUUGUCUUCUUUAUUCGGGUACCAUACAUUACUGGUGUGGAAAUCACCUAUCCUCAUAGGACUCCCCCAUAUAAACUUGUGUUGGAAAAACCUUUCCUAGAAGCAACUUCAAAUGGACCUAUUCCCUACUUUGUCCUUCCAAAAGUUUUUACCCACAGUCUUGAAAAAACCCUCACUGCUCCUGAUGUUGAGACUGGGACUUUGACAAUCUAUUGGAGAGGUUUCUGUCAAAAUGCACUCCCUAAUGAAGAGACUAAACUCAGAUUAAUUGACUGGCUUGGUAACACCUGGAUCACUGUGAUUUGAAGUUUGACAAUGGCCCUUAUAUCAGCUGCAAAAUUUCAGGACAAUGAGGAGAUGUUUGCAAGGUACAUAAACUGUCCGAGGGUGUAGUUGUUAAAUUCGGUGUUACUAAGUCAUCUAACAAUAGGACUAUCUACUUUAAGCUAUCCCCUUUCAUUGUUGCUAAAACUACCCUGCAUGCUCCGUCAACAUCCAGCAAUCGGAAGAAAUUCUACCAAAGUCAGUACUAUUAUAUGCUCUAGAUCUCUCUCUAGCUAUCCUUCAACUCUAACUCCUCUAUCUGUUUUGUAACUUAUGCUAUAAUGUACCAAACAAUAUUUAAUUUCCAUCCUUUUUGCCAUUAGUGGAUCUCAAUAUCAAGGUCAUACUCUUUUAAGGACCAUUUUGGUGAUGAAUGUAAGGACAUGUACCAUAAUUACUACUAUUUAACUUUUAAUCCCUAAUGCUUUUUGUUUGUUCAA